Messenger RNA from Eucalyptus grandis, 1658 nucleotides. RefSeq names its product WAT1-related protein At3g28100. The transcript has 8 exons. NCBI's taxonomy places the organism in Eukaryota, Viridiplantae, Streptophyta, Magnoliopsida, Myrtales, Myrtaceae. The record is from RefSeq and is a predicted model, not a curated record. Gene Ontology annotation, molecular function: transmembrane transporter activity. Bases 319 to 1398 code for a protein of 359 amino acids. Gene Ontology annotation, cellular component: plasma membrane.
UCGUGUUGAGAAUUGACUAGUCUAAGAUUAGUAUGAAGCAACCCGGGUACUCUAGAAGCAAAUCCCCCAAUAUGCACAAGCCAAAGUUCAAACACUGGUGCUGGCUAAACGCUGGGAAAGAGAAGAAGUGGAUUCUCCCCGUAAAUUUCAGGUCCUCAACCAAGAAAUUCGCACCAAAAGUAGGUGAAAAGUCAAAUCAAAGCAUUAAAUCCACGGCGGUCCCGCAGAACCUGGAAAAACCUCGGUUUCCUCCGACUAUUAACCCACGAACUGGGAGGAGGGAGGUGUAGAGAGAGAGAGAGAGAGAGAGGGAGAGAGAUGGACCUCGCGAGGGGUUCACUGCCGUUUAUGGGGAUGAUAAUGGUGGUCCUGGUUCAAACGAGCAACAUGGUGGUGACGAAAAUGGCCAUGUCCGAUGGGAUGAACAAGUAUACCAUGGUCUUCUACAGUAACGCCCUCUCCUCUCUCGUCCUUCUUCCUUGUCCCCUCAUCAUCUCUCGCAGGCCAGGAUCGUGUCCUCCUCUCACUUUCUCUGUCCUUCGAAAGAUCUUCUUGAUCGCUCUAAUUGGACUCGCCUGCCAGAUGUGCGAGUAUGUCGGCAUGGAUUACAGCUCCCCUGUUCUGGGCAUGGCCAUGAUGAACCUCAUCCCAGCUUUCACUUUCAUUCUCGCCAUUAUUUCAAGGAUGGAGAAAGUGAACUGGAAAAGCUCGAGCAGCCAAGCUAAGCUUGUGGGAACCAUUACAUCAAUUCUUGGUGCAUUCGUAGUCACUCUCUACAAGGGUCCGCCGAUUUUCCUUUCACCUUCGCCUCCUCCUGUCCAACCUCCUCACCUUCUUUUUCUUCUCUCGAGACAAUCGAAUUGGAUCCUUGGCGGGUUUCUCCUUGUGGCCGAAGCUUUCUUGAUAUCAUUAUGGUUCAUUGGACAGGCAUUUAUCCUCAAAGAUUAUCCCGUGGUGAUGAACUUAAUGUUCUAUUCAACGUUCUUUUCGACUGUUCUUUCCGGGCUGUUGUCCUUUGUUACAGUGAGAGAACCGCAGUUUUGGAUUUUGAAAGUCAAUAUAGGUCUAAUUUCUAUAUUAUACUCGGCUCUGGUUUCUGGCGUCUUCAGAGCCUCAUUAUGUACAUGGUGCCUGAAAAAAACUGGACCUGUUUAUGUCUCCAUGUUCAAGCCCUUGGGAGUUGUAUUUGCUGCCGGAUUGGGGUUCAUAUUUCUUGGCGAGAUGUUAUACCUCGGAAGCAUAAUCGGAGCGAUCGUGAUUGUGAUGGGAUUCUACGGGGUGAUGUGGGGAAAGUCCAAAGAGGAAGAGACGACGAUCGAGGGCAGUGGGGUUGGGGAGAGCUUGGCGUCCUCCGUCCAUAAGACUCCUCUGCUCCAAAACAAAGCUUCAAGCGUGUAGAUAUUCUUGGCAACAUAAAGAAAAAAGAAGGAAAAAGACGGAAAUUUGUACAUAUUAUUAAGGCGUAGCCUUUUGUCUUUGGAAAUUAAUUCGAGAUGACUAUUCCAACAAGAACUAGAUGUGGAAAUGCUAAGAUAGGGACAAAUUUCGAUUGCGGUAUGCAAUCUGGUGCACAUAAAUUAACGUGUAUGCCCACUUUGAAAAACUUGUAUUUAGAUCUUUUGAGAAAUGAAGGAAAAUUAUUUAAAAAGUUCUAAACU